AUAGUCAAAUACCAUAUCCAUCCUAAAAUUAACAAAUAACCCAAAUAUAAAAAGAGAAAAAGAAAAACUUAUUUUCCGAAGAUCUGUCGGAGCUGCAGGAGAGAAAUGAAUUGAAUUGAAUGGAAAACAAAGCAUGAGAGGUUAAUAUUAUCCAUUCGUCCUCUUUCCUUUUCCAUCCUCACCUUCUGCCUGUUCUGGAUUUUGAUCGUGACUCGUGAGCACAGCAGCUUAGCGCAUAAGAGAAACUGAUGAGAGAUUGUUGGAUGAGGAAACGGGCGUAAUACAGAAUCGUAUUGUUUGAUGGGCAACACAUGCCGUGGAUCUUUGAGAGGAAAAUAUUUUCAGGGCUUCAGCCAGCCCGAAGACCCCUCCAGGCGCAGCAAUCCUUCUGACCCCUCCGACUCAGAGCACCUCCCCAAGCAGAAUCCCAAUUCAGCAGACAACAACAACAACAGCAACAACAACAACAACAUCAACAUCAACAACAACAAGAGAAAUCUACCCUUCAAGAAGGACACCAUCAUGCGCAGAGGCCCCGACAACCAAGCUUAUUAUGUCCUGGGUCAUAAGACUCACAACAUUCGUGAUCUCUACACUCUUGGCCGCAAACUGGGUCAGGGCCAAUUUGGCACCACUUAUUUAUGCACCGAGAAUUCCACCAACAUCGAAUACGCAUGUAAAUCCAUCUCCAAGAGGAAGUUGAUUUCCAAGGAGGACGUGGAAGACGUUAGGAGAGAAAUUCAAAUAAUGCACCAUUUAGCUGGUCACAAGAACAUCGUCACCAUCAAGGGUGCUUAUGAGGAUCCUCUCUACGUCCAUAUUGUCAUGGAGCUUUGUUCUGGGGGUGAGUUGUUUGAUCGCAUCAUCCAAAGGGGCCACUACACCGAGAGGAAGGCUGCUGAGUUGACCAAAAUCAUUGUUGGAGUUGUUGAGACUUGCCAUUCCCUCGGGGUUAUGCAUAGAGAUCUUAAGCCUGAAAACUUCUUGUUGGUUAAUAAGGAUGAUGAUUUCUCUCUUAAAGCAAUUGACUUUGGCCUCUCUGUUUUCUUCAAACCAGGUCAAGUAUUCACUGACGUGGUUGGCAGUCCGUACUAUGUUGCUCCUGAGGUUCUCCUCAAGCAUUAUGGCCCCGAAGCAGAUGUGUGGACAGCGGGCGUCAUUCUAUACAUACUACUUAGUGGAGUGCCGCCGUUUUGGGCAGAAACCCAGCAGGGUAUAUUUGAUGCUGUUUUGAAGGGGCAUAUAGAUUUCGACUCUGAUCCAUGGCCUUUAAUUUCUGAUAGUGCUAAAGAUCUGAUUAGAAAGAUGCUGUGUUCUCGGCCUUCAGAACGGUUGACAGCUCAUGAAGUGUUAUGUCAUCCAUGGAUAUGUGAAAAUGGAGUUGCCCCUGACAGAGCAUUGGACCCUGCUGUUCUUUCCCGCCUUAAACAGUUCUCUGCAAUGAACAAACUAAAGAAGAUGGCUUUGCGGGUAAUUGCUGAAAGUUUGUCCGAAGAGGAGAUUGCUGGUUUGAGAGAGAUGUUUCAAGCUAUGGAUACUGAUAACAGUGGUGCAAUUACUUUUGAUGAGCUUAAAGCUGGUCUAAGAAGAUAUGGGUCAACCCUUAAGGAUACAGAAAUACGUGAUCUUAUGGAGGCGGCUGAUGUGGACAAUAGUGGGACUAUAGAUUAUGGAGAGUUUAUCGCUGCAACAAUUCAUCUCAACAAGCUAGAGCGCGAGGAACAUCUCAUUGCAGCAUUUCGAUAUUUUGACAAGGAUGGGAGUGGCUAUAUUACAGUUGACGAACUUCAACAAGCUUGUAUAGAACAUAACAUGACUGAUGUUUUUCUUGAAGAUAUUAUUAGGGAAGUUGAUCAAGAUAAUGAUGGAAGGAUUGAUUAUGGUGAAUUUGCUGCCAUGAUGCAAGGCAAUGCUGGAAUUGGAAGGAGGACUAUGCGCAACAGCCUGAAUUUAAGCAUGAGAGAUGCACCAGGUGUCUGAUUCUCAUCGGUGCAGGUUGUACAGCAAAAUCCAGAAAGAGAAAAAUAGAGCAUGAAUCUUUUAUAAAGAAAAAGAUUUGUUGCUAUCCUGCACAGGGAUCCACUCGCAUGCAAGAAGAAUGGGGGAUCAUAGAUGCUGUCCCAUGAACACUCCUCAAUUGUUUGCAUUUAUGUGCUGUAUGAAUGAUUGCAAAAGUUAUUUUGAUCUUUGUAAACUCCAGUUUCAACGUAACAGCUGUUUCAAGUUAGUCGUUAUUUUUCUGUACUUUCAUGUAGGGGAAUUCUGUUAAUAGUCGAAGUAGAAGGAUUUGAAAGGUUUUGAUUUUACGGAUGUAGAGUUUUACACGAGUGAAGUUGAUGGUUUGGGCGAACUAUGAAGCCUAUUUGGAUGUGUUGACUGUUGAAGUGAAAGUAGACACAUAAUAUAUCUCAGCUGGCUUGUUUUACAAUUAAAUUUAUGCUUUUAUUAAUAAUAGUUAAUUUUCCA
This is a messenger RNA of Arachis ipaensis, 2466 nucleotides long. Its product is annotated as calcium-dependent protein kinase 26. Gene Ontology annotation, molecular function: protein kinase activity; ATP binding; calcium ion binding. NCBI's taxonomy places the organism in Eukaryota, Viridiplantae, Streptophyta, Magnoliopsida, Fabales, Fabaceae. The record is from RefSeq and is a predicted model, not a curated record. Gene Ontology annotation, biological process: protein phosphorylation.